Gryllus bimaculatus (two-spotted cricket) is the source of this 1392-nucleotide messenger RNA. Lineage: Eukaryota; Metazoa; Arthropoda; Insecta; Orthoptera; Gryllidae. The record is from the annotation of a GenBank genome assembly.
AUGUACACAGUUAAAGAUAUAUUACCCAGUGAAAAAUCACCUGCAAAUGAAGUGACUGCUCCAGAAUGUGAUAAAUCUAUAAGAAAAGAGUUUGAGUUAGAAAGAUGUAUUGAAUGGAUUACGGAAAAGGGCCUGAAACGCGUUUGUGUUCAGUUUGCACAAGAUCAAAUUCACAAAGCCCCACGUUUAGUGCAUAUGUUAGAAAGUGAACUUAAACAAAAAAUAUACAUUUUAGGAGAUACAUCAUAUGGUAGUUGUUGUGUAGAUGAAGUUGCUGCCCAACAUGUGAAUGCUGAUAGCAUAAUUCACUUUGGGCAUGCAUGCCUGAGUCCUUCUGAAAGAAUACCAGUUCUGUACAUUUUCAACAAAGAACAUAUUGAUAUUGAACAGUUCAAAAUGUGUAUGCAUGACACUUUCGCUUGUGAAGACAAGAUAUUAUUACUUUAUGAUGUUUCUUAUCAGCAUGCAAUUUGUGCUAUUAGUCAGUACCUUAAAAAGAGUUUUGAUAACUUAAUUGUAUCAGAGCUCUUAAUGGAUGGAAAGGUUUCAUUUAAUUUUGAACACAUAUUUUUUGGGAGAGUUAUUAAUGUUCCAAAAACAAAAUUAAAUGACUAUGUCAUUAUUUUCAUUGGUUCAGAUGGUCCUUGCAUUGCAAAUUUUAAGUACUUAUUCCCAGGACAGUCAUUCUUUAGAUACAAUCCAGCAUUAUCAUCAUUUGAACCUUUCAAAGUAAACAUCAGUAAAUUUCUACAAAAAAGAAUGUACCUGAUUGAAAGUCUUAAAAAUGUGAGAAAUCUUGGUAUUCUUAUUGGAACAUUAGGCGUUAAAAGUUACUUGGAAGCAGUAGAACGAAUAAAGUGUUUAACAAAACCAAGAGAAAUAAAAUGUUAUAUAAUAUCAGUUGGUAAAAUUAACGUAGCUAAAUUAGCUAACUUUCCUGAAAUGGAUGCAUAUGUCUUGAUCUCUUGCGCAGAGAAUUCUCUGUUGGAUUCUAAAGAGUUUUUGCAACCUAUUGUGACUCCAUAUGAAGUGGAAUUGGCUUUCAACUCUGCUUAUAAAUGGAGUGAAAAGUAUGUCACAGAUUUCACAACACUUAUGCCAGGCUGUGAUAACUAUGUAAAAGAGAAUGAUAUUCAAGAAAAUGAGGUUAAUGUGUCUCUUGUUUCUAGCAAUGUGCAGAACACAUUAAUUGAAAGCAAUGAAACAGGUUCACCUACAUCUCUUGUUUCAAAGGGGUUAGAUUCAUUAGCUUUGUCAGAGUCUCAUGGUUGUAGCUUUCUGACUUCAAGAAGUUGGGUUGGGCUUGAACAAAAGUUGGGGCAGAAUGCUGUAGAAAAGGCCAGUCAAGGUCGUAGUGGUCUUCCUUUUAAAUAUGAGAAUGAAAAUGCAUAA